AUGAAAUCGGGUAUAUGUAAAUUAAUCCAACCUUUAAAUUUAUGUAAGAGGAGGGAGGUUAAUGAGAGGAGGGAUGUUGAUGAGGAUAAGGUAGAGGCAGGCAGCAUCAAAAUUAUUUUUUUUGCGAGUGUUUUUUUGGUGACAGUUCCAUAUGUUAUCAAGUUAGGAUAUGCAGUUUACAUUAUCCUUAACGAACUUGUAAGCAAAGAAAAUUCAGAAGAUUCAGUUCAACUUCUUGAUGAACCCGGAGAAAAAGAUGAUCCAGAAGAUUUAAAUGAUCAACAAGAUGGUUCACAAGGUCAACAAGAUAAAGCAAAAGAAAAAGUUACGAUCAAGAAAUGGUUAGAAGAUUCAAAAGAUCAUAAAAUAGUUCUCGUAAUGUUGAUAUCACUAGCAGGAACUGAUGUCGGAGUUCUAGAAAUAUUUAAAUUUAAUUUCCAAUUUUGUAGAUAUAAAUUUAACGUUAAGUUAUCUAAAAAAUUUGAACGAAAGAUUAUUAUUGGAGAAACUAUUGGUAUUAUUAUUAAAAAUAUGCCUGACCUAGCUUUUAGGGUUUACUUUUUGAGCAAAGCGAUUGAUUUUAGUUAUUUAUCCAUUCUUACUCCUUUAGUAUCUCUUAUAAAAAUCCUAAGUCUUUUUACAAACUUCACAAAAUUAAUGAAAACUAGGAACUAUGGCUCUUAA
Rhizophagus irregularis DAOM 181602=DAOM 197198 is the source of this 684-nucleotide messenger RNA. Lineage: Eukaryota; Fungi; Glomeromycota; Glomeromycetes; Glomerales; Glomeraceae. The record is from RefSeq and is a predicted model, not a curated record.